Molecule: messenger RNA, 1512 nt
Organism: Schizophyllum commune H4-8
Lineage: Eukaryota; Fungi; Basidiomycota; Agaricomycetes; Agaricales; Schizophyllaceae
Product: cytochrome P450
Exons: 9
Coding region: 1-1512 (503 amino acids)
Molecular function (GO): iron ion binding; heme binding; monooxygenase activity
Source: RefSeq, a predicted model, not a curated record
AUGGACUACGUCCCCCACGCCGCUCUCCUUCUCCUCACCCUCGUUCUUGUCUCCGUAGCGAGAUACCUGAUUCACAUCCUUUCCGCACGUUCCGUCCUUCGACGCGUUCCAGGUCCAUCCCCCUCCUCGUUCCUGUGGGGUGAGGAGUGGGAUCUCUUCCAUACAUCUCCUGGCUCGCGUUACCUCUCCUGGCACAAGCAUUUCGGCAAGGUCCACCAAAUCAUCUCUAUCACGGACCCUCGCGCCAUAUCGUUCAUCAUCUCGGAGAAGACGUACAGCUUCCCCAAGCCGCACGGUGUUCGCGAAUGGUUCAAGGCAACUCAGGGCAAGGGCAUCAUCUGGGUCGAGGGCAAGGAAGCUCACGAGCAGCAAAGGCGUCUCAUCGCGCCCGCACUCAGUCAACAAACCGUCCGCGCCGUCGUGCCCGUUUUCUACGACAUCUCGGCCAAGCUAUGCUCCCAAUGGGCGAAGAUCAUCGACGCCUCACCCACUGGCGCCGCCGAAAUAGAGGUCACCUUCUGGGCUGGCCGUUUCGCCCUCGACGCCGUCGCGCGCGCCGCCUUCGACUACGACCUCGACUGCCUCGCCGGUACGCCCCACGCGCUCGCCGAGUCCCUCGACGGCCUCACGAACAACGAGGCCAAUGCGUCGUCGUUCUACAUGCGUGCCUUGUUCUGGCUUUUCCCGUCUAUUCUUAUGAUCGGGGAGAAGGGGCGGAUGAUCCGGCGCUCGAAGGCGGAGCUGGGCGCGAUUGCGAGCAAGAUGUGGCGGGAUGCGCGGGCGGGAGGGGAUUCGCAUGGGAGGAAUUUGAUUGCGACGAUGCUCAAAGUCGCGGAGGCGUCGGGGAGUCAGUUGAGGGAGGACCAGGUCAUUGACCAGAUGCGCACGACUAUCUCGGCGGGGUACGAGACGGUGUCGGCGAUUGUGGCAUGGAUUCUCUAUGAGAUCGCCGUCCACCCCGACCUCCAGAGGAAACUCCGCGAAGAGGUAGAACACGCGGGCGAGCCCUCUCUCGACGAACUCAAUGUCAAAUACCGUCUACUCGACGCCACGCUGAAGGAGACCUUGCGCAUGCACCCAGCCAUCUUGGAGAACCAUCACGAGGCAUCAGAAACAAUUUCCAUCCCCCUCUCCUCCCCACUGCCCGACACCGAGGACAGCCAGCUCGUCGUACCCAAGGGCACCCUUAUCGCCAUCCCGCUCAACGUCUUGCAAACCGAUCCUGCGGUCUUCGGCGACGACGCGGACGUGUUCCGUGCGGAGCGCUGGCUGGAGCGCGCGGAGAAGGGCGUGCGCCACAAAAGGGAGUUGUUUGCCUUUGGCGAGGGUCCGCGCUCAUGCUUGGGCCGCGCGAUGGCGAUGGCGGAGAUCAAGGCGCUCGUCAUCACUAUCCUCAAGCAAUACUCGCUCGAGUGCCACCACGAUAUCGAGGCGUUCCAGAGCUUCGUCAUCCGGCCUCGAGUUGUUGGCGAAGGGCCGAGCUCUUUGCCGUUGCUCGUGCGCAAGUUGUAG